Miscanthus lutarioriparius is the source of this 945-nucleotide messenger RNA. NCBI's taxonomy places the organism in Eukaryota, Viridiplantae, Streptophyta, Magnoliopsida, Poales, Poaceae. The record is from the annotation of a GenBank genome assembly.
AUGGCUGGGCACAACACUCUGUCAUUCCUCGCUAGCGCCGCGCCGUUUGCUAGCUUUGCUGACGCCGACAGGGCAGCCAAACCACAGCAUGACAGCAGCGGCAAGGACGCCAGCGCCGGUGCCGCCACCGCCGUGAUUGCUAUGGUUACAGGAGGGAACAGAGGAAUUGGGCUAGAAAUAUGCAAACAACUGGCUUCCAAUGGAGUCACUGUAGUAUUGACGGCAAGGGAUGAGAAGAGGGGCGCCAAAGCAGUCAGCGCGCUUGGGCUAUCCAACGUCGUAUUUCAUGAGCUGGAGGUCAAUAAUGAAGGAAUUACUGGAACGACGUGGAGCGUCGGCGACCCAGAAAUUUUUCGUCAAAAGCUCGCGGGCAUGGAUCUCAUGGAGAGGAUCGAAACAAUCAAUAAGCACAUCACGGAACCUUAUGAGGAAGCAGAGAAGUGCUUGAGGACCAACUACAAUGGGAUCAAAGCUGUCGCAAAAGCAUUGCUUCCUCUUCUGCAGUCCUCAUCCCAUCGAAGGAUUGUUAACAUGUCAUCUGACUAUGGACUACUCAGGUUUUUCAGUAGAGAUGAACUUAAAGAGGAGCUCAACAAUAUCGACAGCUUGUCUGAACAAAGAGUGGACGAGUUGUCAGAAUUGUUCCUCAAGGACUUCAAGGAUGGCCAACUGGAGGCUCGAGGUUGGCCUAAGGAAGGAGGGUUCAUUGCGUACAAAGCGUCCAAGGCUCUCGCGAAUGCCUAUUCCCGGAUCCUUGCGAAGGAGCACCCGUCGCUGUGCAUCAACUGCGUGCAUCCUGGCUACGUCGAGACGGACAUGAACUUCCAGGUUGGGCAUCUGACGGUCGAGGAGGGCGCACGGGGAGCUCUCAUGAUGGCGAUGGCACCCAAGGGAGGCGUCACUGGCGCGUUCUUGGACCUCACCGAGGUCGCGCCAUUCGUGUAA